UCCGGGGUUCAUUUGAAGCAGUAUGCGAAUCGUCCCGAUGUACGGAUGGAGACUGGAGAGCGCAUAAGCCAUUGUCAGUACAGCUGGACUGCAGAGGUGAAGUGGGCGUGCCACGCAUUCAGGAUCCUCAACCUUAAUUGGAAUGCAAAAUAAAAAAUAACACAAUUCUGUUUUUAUAAAGUUAGUCCGUUUAUUCAUCAGCAACAUUUCAAGUUUUUGGCUGUUUCAACGCUUUCCAAUGAAUUGCACAAGGGUCCUACACAUGUUGAACCCCAGGCCGAUGCCAGGUCCUAUCAUGCCAGUAGAUGUAGCCAUGAGGAUCUGCCUAGCAAGCUCUCCACCCCUCCGCAGCUUCUUCAGCACGUACGAGGACUACCGAUCGCGAAACCUGGUCAACCACUACAAACCACUGAGGCCAUGUAUCAGCUCCAAGCAGGAGGUAGAGGCCUCCAGCCUGGGAUGGAAGAGUCCCAAGACCAAGGGGAUGAAGCGGGUGGUCUUCGCUGAUUCAAAAGGCAUGUCCCUAACGGCCAUCCACGUGUUCAAGGAGUUUGAGGAGGACCCAAUGUCUGACCUGCAAUUUGACCUGUCGGACCUGGCUAAUGCCACCACCGGCCUAAAGGUCAACAUGGAGAAAAGUUUUACUCUGGACUUCCCUCAGCCUGCUGGAGAUUACCUUGACUUCAGGAACCGGCUUAAUAAGAACCAAGUGUGUCUGGAGAACUGCACACUCCAGGAACAGUCACUCACUGGCACUGUGAAAGUUAGGAAUUUAAGCGUUGAGAAAUCGGUCUCAAUACGGAUAACGUUUGACUCAUGGAAAACCCACACGGACGUUGCAUGUACGUACCUGAACAAUGUGUAUGGUUGUUUGGACACUGACACCUUCGCUUUCACCGUCGACCUGCCAAGUUCUGUGCCCUCACAGGAGCGUAUAGAGUUCUGCAUAUGCUUCACUACCCAGGAUCAGACGUACUGGGACAACAACGAUGACAAGAACUACAAGUUGCUCCACAACGACACAGAUGCUGACCAGACCAGCAAUCCCAUCAUACAGACCACCAUACCAGUUGAGUUCAAGAGAGAUGGCAAGAUGCCGGAGAUGGAGUUUGACCAGUUCGGGAGCCCAAGGACGUCCAGUGGAUUCUUCCCUGAAUGGCAGAGCCGGGGACGCAUAGAGACCACGGCCCCAUACUGGUGAAGCAACAACAGGGCUUUUAUGAGAAAUCCACAAGAUGCUCUUACAACAUCAACUCCAUUUUAGUGACAACAGAAAAUUGAACAGUGUGUUCAUAUGAGAGUGCUGGCUGACCCCCUUCAACAAUUAAGAUAUAACCACAAUCUGAACCCUUAAGAUGUUCAAGAUCUGCGACUCACUCAUCAACAGUUGAGGUCAUUGUGGGGCCCUAGAAUGGACAUAUUUGUUUUGUCACUACAAUGGAAAGGUUCAGAAUGUGCUGUCUCUUCAUGUUUGGGGGUAUAUGUGAAGAUACAGAAAUCUAUAAACAACCAUUUGAGCCUGUAACCACCUGUUGUCCUCCAGUUAACCCUCUAAUCACUGUGACCAGUACACAACAUAAAGCAUUGUGGUAAAAUGUAAUCAUAGCCACACAAAUAUUAUGAUUGAAAUUGCCUAGAAUGAAUGACAAAUUGCAAAGGGCAGAUAUAAUAGUGUACUCAAUUUUUACAGUGAACUAAAGCAUGUUAUAGACUUGAGAUGUGUUAAAUUAUGAUUUGUCGUAACAUAGAUGCCUUUUUUUGUAAUUGUUACUUUGAUUGUCCGUUAAACAGUUUGUAAUACAAUGGCAUUACUUCACCACCUGGAUACACAGCUUUUUCAAAAACAUUGAGAGCCUGCACUUUAAUUAAUAUUUUCAAAGGAGGUUUAGCAUUUUGUACAUGGAGAGCUGUUUUGCUGAGUUUAUAUCAACAUAAUUAGCUUUACUUGCCCUAUAAUAGCUGGAACUAUGCCCUGGUGUGAGAUGUACGGUAAGCAACCAGAAUGUCAGUAUAAUCUAAGUAAGUCACCCGAAUGUUGCCAGACAUUGUUGCCAGAGCAGACGACUUUGCACUGACCAAAAUAUGGUAUGCCUUUUAAAUGUGAGAAUGUGAAAGAAUAAGAAAUUGAAAGUGGAAUCAUUUGGUUCAACAUAAAGUACUUCAUAUUGAAGUUGUCUCAAAUGCCAUGGUACCAUUUGAUUGAAGACUUUCAGGUGAAAAAACAAAAAGCAAUACAGGUAAAUAUGCAUGACGAUACCCCAGCAGAUGAUCAAUUAGGUGUAGGCCUAAAUGGAGCACCUUCCUUUUUUUCACUUAAAAGUUUUCCUACGUCCAUUGAUUUGUGAAAAUCCAUCACAGGCAAACACAUUCAAUGUGCUCUUCCUAACCUUCUCUUCUAAAUGUCUGCUGCUACUGUACGUAUGUGCUGUUCUAUCUUCAAUGUGUUUCAUGGACCCAUGCUAUGUGAAUUGUCUCAUAUGGGAAAUAGGGUGAAGAGAGUGAGGGGAAUGUGGAUGUUAUUUAAGGAAUGAAUGAGUAAGUAAGGAAAGUGUUUUAAAAGGGAAAUGAAUGGAAAAGAGGUCAGUGUUAUGCUUGGGACUGAGGAUUCAGAGUUUACCAGACAGUGGUGAACAUUGUUAGCUACUUGGUUUUUGAAGUGUAAAUAAGGCAGAAUGUAAAGGGCUAUGACACAAGCCAUGGUGUCUAACCGCCAGCAUCUUUUUCUACUGCAAGGAAAGGUCUCUGUGUGUGACAAAUGGUUGACUGUUUUCUGUGUUCCUUUCAGAAAUAAAAAUCUAAUGUUUAUAGUG
Coregonus clupeaformis (lake whitefish) is the source of this 2810-nucleotide messenger RNA. RefSeq names its product protein phosphatase 1 regulatory subunit 3C-B. The record is from RefSeq and is a predicted model, not a curated record. Bases 239 to 1201 code for a protein of 320 amino acids. Gene Ontology annotation, biological process: regulation of glycogen biosynthetic process. Gene Ontology annotation, molecular function: glycogen binding; protein phosphatase 1 binding. Lineage: Eukaryota; Metazoa; Chordata; Actinopteri; Salmoniformes; Salmonidae. Gene Ontology annotation, cellular component: protein phosphatase type 1 complex. The transcript has 2 exons.